AUGGGGACUAAAAACAUAGAUUGUACAGGCUUCCCUGCAAGACCUGUUUCCCUACCUUUUGUUUCUUCCCAGGCUAUGCCAUCUUUUUCAUCUAUAGGAUUAGCUGCUGCAUCAGUGCCUCCUUCUUUCCGACCUACUCCUCCUGAAACCACCGUGCCAUUUUCAUUGUCUGGACCUGCAGUUCAACCUGGAGCACCUUGUUUUAGACCUGCACCACCAAGGUUAAAUUACCCAACCGAACCUCUUCCUUCCCCUACCCCAUCAUCCAAUGUCCCCACAAUGCCGGCUGUUGGUCCUUUCCAGCAUUUUCCAGCACCGUCCUAUUCCUCGACGGCUCAACCUCCUGCAAAUCAAGCACCUCCUUUACUCUCAUCUCUUCCACCUCAGCCGCAAAUUCCUAAUGUUCCAAUGGAAUCUCCACCUAUUGGUUCAAAUGUUCCCCCUCCUCAAUAUAACCCAUCUUUUCCUGGAUACGCCCGUAUUCAGCCUGGUGCUGAAAUGCAUGCUCCACCUAUGCAUUCCUCUAUUCCUGCUAAUCAAGGAAAUUAUGGAACUGCAGCAUCUUCUCCUUUUUUACCUCAUCAAGGAGGCUACACUCCAUCACUUCCAAUGGCUAAUCCACUAGGUAUCCAGCCUACGCAGCAGCCAGGAUCAAUACCCCUUACUGGUCCUAUUCAAGGCUUAACAGAAGACUUCAGGUCAAUCACAAUGCAAACUCGCCCUGGAACAAUGGAUCCAUUAUUUAAUGCUAAAGAACUUCCUAGGCCGUUGGAUGGUGAUGUGGAGCCGACAAAUUUGACUGAGAUGUAUCCCAUGAACUGCAAUCCCAGAUAUCUACGAUUCACAACCAGUGGAAUUCCUAACUCCCAGUCUUUAGCUUCAAGGUGGCAUCUGCCUCUUGGAGCAGUAAUAUGUCCGCUUGCUGAAUCACCUGAUGGGGAAGAGGUGCCUGUAAUUAAUUUUGCUCCAGCUAAUGUUGUGCGCUGUAGAAGAUGCCGCACAUAUGUGAAUCCUUAUAUGACAUUUACAGAUGUUGGAAGAAAGUUCAGGUGCAAUGCAUGCACCACACUUAAUGAUGUUCCUAGUGAAUAUUAUGCACAAUUAGAUGCCACUGGCCAAAGAGUUGAUUUGAAUCAACGACCUGAGCUUACAAAGGGUACUGUAGAAUUUGUUGCCCCUGCUGAGUAUAUGGUGCGGCCUCCUAUGCCCCCAUUAUAUUUCUUCCUCAUCGAUGUUUCCAUGUCUGCAGCUAGAAGUGGCAUGAUUGCGGUUGUAGCCCAAACAAUCAAGUCUUGCUUAGAUGAGCUGCCUGGCUUAUCACGAACACAAAUAGGGUUUGCAACUUUCGACAGCACUAUUCAUUUUUACAAUAUGAAGUCAUCCUUGACUCAGCCACAGAUGUUGGUUGUCUCUGAUCUGGAUGACAUGUUUAUUCCGCUGCCAGAUGAUCUUCUUGUUAACUUAUCUGAAUCAAGAAGUGUGGUGGAGAGCUUCCUAGAUAGCUUGCCAACUAUGUUCCAGGACAAUGUUAAUCUCGAAUCAGCUUUUGGUCCGGCUAUUAAGGCUGCUUUAAUGGUUAUGAGUAAAUUUGGAGGGAAAUUGUUAAUUUUUCAAAAUACACUACCAUCUCUUGGUAUUGGUCGCUUAAAAUUACGCGGAGAUGAUUCUCAUAUUUAUGGGACAGAUAAAGAACCUGGUUUGAGACUUCCCGAAGAACCGUUUUACAAGCAAAUGGCUGCUGAGUUGUCUAAAUGCCAAAUUUCAGCAAAUGUAUAUGCAUUCAGUGAUAAGUACACUGACAUAGCCUCCUUAGGAACUCUGGCAAAGUACACUGCUGGUCAUGUGUAUUACUAUCCAGCUUUCCAAUCAUCUAUUCAUGGGGAGAAAUUGAGACAUGAAUUAAGAAGAGACCUCACUAGAGAGACUGCAUGGGAAGCUGUAAUGCGUGUUAGAUGUGGAAAAGGUGUUCGUUUCACAACUUAUCAUGGAAACUUCAUGCUAAAGUCCACGGAUUUGUUGGCACUUCCAGCUGUAGAUUGUGAUAAAGCCUUUGCCAUGCAGUUAACACUUGAAGAGACAUUAUUGACAACUCAAACAGUUUACGUUCAAGUUGCAUUGCUUUACACUGCUUCUUGUGGAGAAAGGCGUAUAAGAGUACACACGAUGGCACUGCCGGUAGUUACAGAUUUGGCUGAUAUCUAUCGCAUGGCUGAUACUGGUGCAAUCGUAUCUCUGUUUAGUAGGUUAGCAAUUGAGAAAACAUUGUCCCAUAAACUGGAAGAUACACGGAGUGCGUUGCAACUGAGAAUUGUGAAAGCCCUGAAGGAGUAUCGAAAUAUUUAUGCUGUGCAUCAUCGCUCGACCAACAGAAUGAUAUAUCCUGAGUCUUUAAAUUUCCUAAUGUUGUAUGGAUUAGCUCUUUGUAGAUCAAUUGCUCUACGUGGAGGGUAUGGCGAUGUUCCACUGGAUGAACGAUGUGCAGCAGGACAUACAAUGAUGGCUCAUCCUAUAAAAAGAUUGUUGAAACUUCUCUAUCCUAGCUUGAUUCGACUUGAUGAAUAUCUUCUGGAGGCAUCCGUACAGGCUGAUGACUUCAAAAGUAUUGAGAAAAGGUUACCUUUGACUAGGGAGAGCUUAGACUCUAGAGGCCUUUAUAUAUAUGAUGAUGGCUUCAAGUUCAAUAUAUGGUUUGGUACAGUGAUUUCACCUGAUAUUGCAAAGAAUUUACUUGGGUCGGACUUUGCUGGAGAAUUAUCAAAGGCUACUCUCAAAGAGCAUAACAAUGAAAUGUCGAGGAGGCUGAUUAGGGUACUCGAAAAAUUAAGAAAUAGUGAUCAAGCAUAUUACCAGUUGUGCCACUUAGUGAGGCAAGGUGAACAGCCCAAAGAAGGAUUCCUCCUUCUCUCAAACCUUGUUGAAGACCAAAUGGGUGGCAAUGUCGGGUACGCUGAUUGGAUGCUACAGAUAUCCCGACUUGUGCAACACUGA
This is a messenger RNA of Lathyrus sativus (Indian pea), 2988 nucleotides long. The record is from the annotation of a GenBank genome assembly. NCBI's taxonomy places the organism in Eukaryota, Viridiplantae, Streptophyta, Magnoliopsida, Fabales, Fabaceae.